Messenger RNA from Priapulus caudatus, 5113 nucleotides. RefSeq names its product polypeptide N-acetylgalactosaminyltransferase-like 6. Bases 317 to 2194 code for a protein of 625 amino acids. Gene Ontology annotation, cellular component: Golgi apparatus. Lineage: Eukaryota; Metazoa; Priapulida; Priapulimorpha; Priapulimorphida; Priapulidae. The transcript has 14 exons. The record is from RefSeq and is a predicted model, not a curated record.
GUGACGAUAACAGUGCGGAAGUACAAACACACGCCAGCCACGAAAGCAUCGGCGUCGUGAGGAGAUUGCCGUUUCGCCAAUGGGUGAAAAAGAGUGAACCCAAGGACUCGGGAGUGACGGCCAACUUUUCGCUGUUUUUUGCAUACCGGUGUGUGUGCGUGACUGUGACACUGACACCGUGCCAUUCCCGCGAGCCAAUAUGUGUAUCGCCAGCUGACCACCUGCGUUGAUCGUUGCUGGCCCACGUUACCCCGCGCAACGCCUCCGUGCUGACGUUCUCGCUUUCACGCGCGCGUGCUUUCGGACAGUCGACGACAUGAAGCGAAACUCGGUGACCGUGGUCAAGUACCUCCUGUUUGCGGUGGUCAUUCUCGUUGCCGGUCCGCUGACCUUCAAGUUCAUGUUCCACGAUGGCGACAACUCGCUCGGUGGCGGCGGGAAACUGCCAAGAGAGGGCGCCGCGAAAAGACACCUAGACGACGAUUUUGAGCAGCACGAAGAUGGUCGGCAUGACGACAGGUCGAAGAUGGCCGCUGAGAUGGACAGAGCACCGCUGCGGACCUACCAGAGGCCCUACGAAGAUGGCAAGAUUGAAAUGAAAAAAAUUGACUGGCAUGACUACUAUCAGAUAGAGCAGGACAGGAAACGUACAGGUCCCGGUGAGCAUGGCACUGCUGUCAUACUGUCCCCGGCCGAGGAAGGCAUGAAGCAGGAACUCUACAAAGUCAACGGCUUCAACGCCCUGGUUAGCGACAAGAUCUCACUGAAUAGGACACUUUCAGACAUCCGACAUCCCGGGUGCAAGACUAAGAAAUACUCAGAUAAGCUUCCGCAGGUCAGCAUAGUGAUUCCGUUCCACAACGAGCACUUCUCGACGCUCGUGCGCACCGUAUGGUCUGUCAUCAAGAACUCUCCUCCACAACUCAUCAAGGAGGUGAUCCUGGUGGACGAUGACAGCAGUAAAGGUUUCCUCAAGGCCAAGCUGGACGAAUACGUGAAGAAGAAUCUUCCCAAGACGAAGGUCGUGCGGGCGGGCAAGCGCGAGGGUCUCAUCCGCGCGCGUCUGGUCGGAGCCCGCGUUGCCACGGGAGACGUGCUCAUCUUCCUCGACUCGCAUUGCGAAGCCAACGUCAACUGGUUGCCGCCGCUGUUAGAGCCGAUAGCGAUCAACAGGAAAACGGUGGCUUGCCCCUUCAUCGACGUCAUCGACUAUGAGAACUUUGCUUACCGCGCGCAGGACGAGGGCGCUAGGGGAGCCUUCGACUGGGAGCUCUACUACAAGCGCCUGCCGCUGCUGCCAGACGAUCUCAAGAACAUGCCCGACCCGUUCAAGAGCCCAGUGAUGGCAGGUGGUCUGUUUGCGAUGGACAGGGAGUAUUUUUGGGAGCUGGGGGGCUACGAUCCUGGGCUGGACGUGUGGGGAGGCGAGCAGUACGAACUCUCAUUCAAGGUGUGGCAAUGUGACGGGCAGAUUGUUGACAUUCCCUGCUCUAGAGUCGGCCAUAUCUAUCGUCAAUUUUCUCCCAUUCCUAACCCUCCCGAACUCGGAGAUUUUCUUGGUCGUAACUACAAGCGCGUCGCUGAGACGUGGAUGGACGAGUAUAAGGAGUUUAUCUAUAUGCGGCGUCCGCACUAUAAAAACCUUGACUCUGGCGACCUCACAGAGCAGAAGAAACUGCGAGACAAGCUAGGGUGCAAGCCGUUCAAGUGGUUCAUGGAGGAAAUCGCCUUCGAUCAGCCAAAGAAGUAUCCUCCAAGAGAACCGCCGGACUUUGCAACGGGAGAGAUCCGAAAUCCCGUGAGCAACCUUUGCAUAGAUACACAAUUCAGGGGGUCAAAUGAAAGAUUUGGAUUGGCUCCUUGUAUCAAGGAACACCAAGGACAGGGUGGGGAGCAGCAUUUCAUCUUGACGUGGCACAAAGAUCUACGGCCAUUCAAGAGAAGUGUGUGCUUUGAUGUGUCGGCCAAGCAGCCAGGCACGCCUGUGAUUCUCUUCCAUUGCCAUGGCAUGCAGGGGAACCAGCAAUGGAAGUACAACUACAGAACUAUGCAGCUGUAUCAUAUGGUGACCAAGAACUGCUUGGACUCCAACCCAGAGAUGCAGGAGCUCUACAUGAAUCCAUGUGAUACACAGCUAGCGACGCAGAAGUGGAAGUUCGACCACGUGAACGUCACCGCGUUGCAGGCGUACUGAUGACGUGGCGGCGACACGGGGAGAAUCCAGAGAACUCCUAGAGCACUGUAGAGAAACUCUGAUCAGUAGGAGACUGACGUCGAUUCUCCCCGUUCUUCUCGUCGGUCCGGCGGGCGGUCGUGUGAAGUGUGCACCUCCCAAUGAUAGCUCUUCGUGCGUUCGUUGGCACACGUGGCGAGAAGUAGCAUGAAGUGAAUGCGUACCGAGCGGCAUGUCAUGUAGUGACCGUACAUGCGCUGCGCUCACGGUGUGAGAGCGGCAUGGCAUGUAGUGACCGUACAUGCGCUGCGCUCACGGUGUGAGAGCCGGUGAAGAAACUAGACAAUCAUCGUGGCUGAGCGAAGCUCAAACUACGCCGUGGGACAAAGACCGAAUGCUGGGAGCUGUAGCAGGUUACACUGUAUAAGCUGAUAGACAGGAAGGAAAUAUGGCCUGCAACGGACAAUGCACAAUGUUGCAAUACACACAAUUUUCUUUUUGCCACGUAAUCAUUCUAACACUUGCAACAUACAAUCACAGUACAUAUCUAUUGUUCACGUUUUGUAAUUAACAUAAACUAACUGUGUAUUAUAUGUAUUCGUGUUGGGGGGGGGGGGAUUUCGACAAAAACGAAAUUGUUACUUUACAAUGGAACAAGAAAACAGUCCCAUAGUUUAAAUGCAUUUAUUUAAAAAUAUCAUUAUAUGAUUUAUAGAAUAAAGUGCCCAUUAACAUUUUGCUGUACUCUUGAUAGCAUGCACGAGCUGUACGAGUGUUAUAGCGAACCCAUUUUCCUGGGUGGCAAAGCCACGUGCGUGGUGUGUUCUGGGGACCGCCUUUGACCAUGUAAUGUAUCUACAUUUCUUUGGGAAUGGCAAUUGCCCCCCCCCCACCCACGCUAGCUACGGCCAUGGCAUGUGUGUUUAUCACAAUUAAAUAUGAUUAUGUCAACACUGGCAAUAACCCGAGAUGCUAUAUAAGGAACAUUACAUGACGUGAUGAAACGUUGGUGACUGUGGCCAUAUAUACCCUCUGUUAGGUAAGUAUCAUGGCUCUUCUGAUCUGAAUAAAUCGAUUUCACUGUUUCUACAAGUACCUGAGCCAUCGUGUUUAUAACACUUGCGUUUAGAAAAGCGCAUUUCUGGCAGUUUUUGCUCAACACACUGAGAACAUUCAUCAACUGGGUUUCCACUUUGUUGUAAAUCAUUUGUAUUUCGAGAUGUAAACUAUUCAUUUAUAUGUUUCUUCCUUCAUUAACGAAUGUACGAAUUGUAUAUUCUGUUGUAAAUGUGUCAACUAGUGCGUUGUGCCCCCGAAUCUCUCAUUAUGAUUAUCGUGUUUCAUCUUAUUGAAAUCUAUACACUGGUCACUUCUGGCAACAGUAUCUGAUUGGUGAUUGCCAGUGUCCAGUGUUUGCAGUAUCUCACGAAGGCAGGAAAUCUCUUUUGUUGCCACUCUUCAUAUUCCCUAUAUGCGUUAUUGGUGGAAAAAUACAGUUCAGGCUCCAAUAUGCAUAAUAUGCUUAGCUGUGGGAUCAAUUUACGGAGUUUUGCAUUUUAGAGGUUGUGGACGCACAGGCCCAGUGAGAAACUAACUUGUUCGCCAGUGACCUAUAAUUUUCAUUACUUGACGAAUCUAUAUUCGAGAAACGGGCAAAUAUUUAUAGCUAGUAGUUCUUGCCCUUUUUCAUGUGAAAUACCUGUUUUGGUUACAUUCCACACUUCGUAGUAAAAUUAAAAAGAUUGAAGAAGCCGAAGCAUGGUUUGUUUUUAUUUCAUUCAGUAACUAUCUAAAGGUAUUGUGUUCCCCACACUUUUCCCGAUGGUCUGUGGCUGUGGUCUUGCUGCAGCUGUAGGGCUGAUGUUUUCUCACUCGGGUAGGUCUGUUUCCAUUAUGUAGGUUGAAUAGAUAUGGAGCUUGCGUCGUGAUAUUUGUAUGUUCAGGAAGCUGUAGCGAUGUUGAGCUUCUUCCUGUAGCCAAUGCUAUAUGGGUUAGGCCUCAGAUGAAGAAAAAGGCUGUGCCCGUGGAGACAUUCCGUGAUUUCUCUGAUUAUAUAAGUUAGAGAAUAAUAAGCAUAAGAGUAAACUGGUCAUGAGGCUUAAAGGCAAUUUUGAAUAUUAGAAAGCUACCAGGUUGACGUUUGGUUAUCGUAUAUUUAUCAGGUUUGUCUCCGAGUGAAGAAAUAAUCUCACGCCUGAUAACCAGGGCAGAUCAUGUAAUCAACAAGUAACCAUCGUAGGUGUCAUUUAUACUCAUGAGUAGCCACAGGAUCUAAUAGUUGGUGUGGACCAGGCAUUCAUACUUGAAGUUGGUGUUUACAUUUUCUGGUGCUGUGUAGUGCCUUGUUGUACGUCAUAAACUUGGCAGGCUAACCCUUGCCCUUGUUUUAUACGGUGAUGUUAUUCCUAUGUGAUGUUUUAUAACAAAACAAUACUUGUACGUACAAUGAAUGUUCCCAUGUCAUUUGCAGUGCUACUUAUGACUGGAAGAAAAUCGAAUGCCAUAUUCUCAUAGAAAGGUUAUGAAUUAUGUAUUAGUUCAAAUCAAUGAAUGUGUAUCCUUGACAGUGAAAAAAAUACACGGGGGCUCGGGGCGAUUUAGCCCCCAAAAAGAGCCCCCGGAAAUUUGCAUAGAGUUCAAUGGAAACCAAAUUUUAGAGUGCUAUUUUCAUGCACGCGAGCUUGAAAAGUAUCCCCCGAAAAAUAAAUUUCCUGAUCCUGAUCCCUGAUGCAUCGUAAUAAUUAACGAUAUGCUGUAAUUAGGAUACUGCGUCGCCGUUUGGUGUACAUACCAUCAUGGUAAUGUUUUCUGGUGGAUGUAUCAAUUGUAAAUGCUAGUUUUACACUAAUAUGUAUAUUUUGAAGGCGAUUUGGAGGUUAACAUUUUUAAUAAUGUUAGUGUGGUUUCUGAAAAAAUAAAAACCCAGUUUAUUUCAAAAUA